Oenanthe melanoleuca is the source of this 1554-nucleotide messenger RNA. RefSeq names its product sorting nexin 20 (gene SNX20). The coding region runs from base 250 to 1236 and encodes 328 amino acids. The transcript has 4 exons. NCBI's taxonomy places the organism in Eukaryota, Metazoa, Chordata, Aves, Passeriformes, Muscicapidae. Gene Ontology annotation, cellular component: early endosome membrane. The record is from RefSeq and is a predicted model, not a curated record. Gene Ontology annotation, biological process: protein transport. Gene Ontology annotation, molecular function: phosphatidylinositol phosphate binding.
GCCAAGGGGACGGGGAAGUGCGAGCGAGCCGAGCUCCUUCCUUCCUUUUUGUGACACUCAGAACGUGCCCGCUCGAAGAAGGCACAGACAUCUUUUCCUGCCCCUGGGCUGUGCGCGGCCGCGCUCGGGGCUCUCAUGGUGAAAGAACUCCGCGACUUCGGCGGGGCGCUCCGGGGUCCGGGGCUGCCAAAACCCAGCCAAGGAGCCUGAGCGGCGCUUACCCCGAAACGGAGCAGGUGACAGCAAGCAAUGGACCAAGAUUCACACUGCACAGCAGAAAAAGAACUGUUGGAAGCUGUAAGCAGAAUUACUACAUCUUCUACCACAAGUCCAUCUGAUGAAGAAGAAAAUCAAUCCAAAGCUGAAAUUUCGUGUCAAGUGAGAAAAGAAAACCCAGAAAAAGAUGAUGCUCAAGAUCCCAGUGCAACCCUAAGUCCCAACUCUUCGAUGACCACUAAGGAGCUUCAGGAGUAUUGGAGGAAUGAAAAACGCCAGUGCAAACAAAUCAAACUCCUUUUUGAAAUCCCAUCAACCAGAAUUGUAGAGCACCACUUAUCGAAAUACGUGGUGUAUAAAAUAAUCAUUUUGCAAACAGGGAGUUUUGACAGCAACAAGUCUGUAAUUGAACGACGUUAUUCAGAUUUUGAGAAACUGCACAGAAAUCUGCUGGAAGAAUUUAGCGAAGAAAUGGAAGAUGUAACCUUUCCCAAAAAAACUCUAACAGGGAACUUCACAGAAGAAAUAAUCAAUGAAAGAAAAUUAGCCUUCAAGGAUUACCUGAGACUCCUAUAUUCCAUGAAAUACAUCAGAAGAUCAAAGAAAUUUAUUGACUUUUUAACAAGGCCAGAGCUUCAGGAGGCAUACAGCUGCCUGCGGGGUGGCCAGUACACCAAAGCUUUGGAAAUCCUUUUAGAGGUCAUUGGGCUGCAGGAAAGGCUGACCAGAGGGAACCCUGUUGCAGUUGUCCCCACUCUCUGUGCCAUCGUGGUGUGCCACAAGGACCUGGAGAACCCAGCAAGUGCCUUUGAGUACGGAGAAAAAGCUCUGUCACGCCUCCACGUGCACAGCAGCCACAGGUAUUACAUCCCUCUGCUAGAAACAAUGAUCACUCUGGCCUAUGAGCUUGGCAAGGAUUUUCUGUCUCUGCAAGAAACGCUGGAAGAAUGGAAGACAAAGAAGGAUCCCGUGCGCGUUCUUACCCUGAAGGAACUUGCGGUUCGGGAGUACGUACGGUGAGCACCAGAAACAUUCAUGAAAAGCUCCAGGAGAAAACUCUGAAUGAGUGAGAACUGGAAAUUACCUGCUUGGCUUGCAUGGCACUGUAUCAACAGGAAAAAAAAAAAAAUCUAUGUUCAAAGGAACAUUAAUAUCUAUGUUGGAAUGUAUUGCAUCUACUGUACAGAUAUGAGAAGUACCUGAGGAGCACCACAAGGUUUUUUGAAGGAAAUUUGCAAGAAAAUAAUCAUUUAUUUUGGUUAUUUAAACAUAGCUUAUUUUGUGUGAAAAGUCAGAAUAUGAAAAUACAAUUAAUAAAGCACUUGAAAAUCUACAGAA